AUGUCCUUUACCAUGAAGAAAAUCUUUGGGGCUAAGGAAAAGACACCCUUGGGUUUCUGCGAUGCCCCACAAAUGACUGUCUCUGAGUUUUUCUUCGGUGAAAAUCCAAACUAUCCGAAAUACCACACAACCUACAGACCCAACGGGCAUAUCCACCGGGUUGCAGCUGAGGGCGAUGCGGCCCGAAUGGAGAUUCUCAUCACACUUGGACAGUGCAGCGUGUACGACAGGGACCGAAAAGACAGGACAGCUUUGCAUUUUGCCUGUGUCUAUGGCCGGCUACCAGUGGUGACUGCUCUAGUGAACAAUAAUUGUGAGAUCGAUGCCUUAGACAAGAACCACACCACACCUCUGAUGAAGUCUGUCCAAUGCUGGAAGCAGAAAUGUGCAUCUGUGCUGCUGGAGCACGGCGCUGAUCCGAACAUUAGCGACAACAGUGGCAACAGUGCUUUGCACUAUGCUGUGUACAACGGGCACGAGGAGAUGGCAGCCCUACUGCUUCAAUACAACGCUGAUAUCGAACAAAAAACCAAGGAUGGCUUCACACCACUGUUGCUGGCACUCAGAGAAAAGCGGGUGGAAGUGGCAGAGUAUUUAGUAAGAAUGGGAGCAGACAUACACGUUGUAGAUGACCUGCAAAGAAACACCUUGAUAUACGCUAUAAGAUGUGGAUCAAAAGAUCUGGCUGUAUUACUCCUUGAGAAAGGUGUUGAUUUCUUCUACAAGGAUGUCUUUGGGUGGACAGCAUUACGCUACGCUAUUGAAGGCCACUGUGCUUUUAGGCAGACACUUCUGGAUUUUGAAGAAAAUCUACAUAGUAACAAAAAAGAUAACGAGCCAGAACUAGAAGUUGAGCCGAAAACCUCCUGCAUUUUAGCAGAACAAACAGAUGCUGGAAAUAACUCCUUAGCCAGGGUCUCCCGCUGUCCCAGCCCCGAGACUCCCGUGCUUACCGUGAAGGAAGAUGAGAACAGUCAUGAUACCAGGAGUAACUCAGAGAGUGAGCCUUCUAACUGUGCUGGCAAUUCACCGGCGGCUAUAGACAAAAUAUUUGGAAACAGAGGAAAAAGAACUGUGGAAGCAUGGGUUGAGAAAGAUCCAUCUUCAAAGUCUGCCACUGAAGUCCAAGAAUUUGUUACAAAUGAAACAGUAGAAAGGAUAGAGCUGUUGCCGGGCAUAUCAGAAACAGAGUUAGAACUGAUGUCAGUAGAAGAAGAUGUAUCUAAGGAAAGUGAAAAUGACCAGCCUUUGAGUGAAUUGGAGCAUCUUCCACGGAAAAAGGUUGGCCAUUUAGCUGGUGCAGGACAUCAGACGGGAAAAAUUAUUAUAAAUGGACAAAAGAAAGAGUCUGACGAGGAAUAUGCUCAACUGACGACUCCUAUUGAAAUGAAAGACCCUGUUUCCAAAGAACCACGGAAAACAAAGAAUGUACCCACCUUCAAACCAGAGCCAGACUUAGAAGUGACACUAAAGGAAGAUCACAAUAGAUUUGACAACAGGAGAAAUACCCAGACAUCGAGAACCCGCAAGGAUCCCCCCAAAAUGUCUGGUAACGUAUCUGUGGCAGCAGAUUCGAGAAGAGAAAGGACAAACAGAAAAGCAGCAGAAUCUGCAAAGGAUUACCCACCCUUGAUGCCUACCAAUGAAAUGAAGGAUUCUAUUAUGGAUAAAGUGGUACCCAUGAAGGAAGCAGGGAUAAUACAGUUGGAAGGGCCAGCUGUAAAAUUGAUAUCAGAGGAAGAACCAAAUAGUCAAGAUGACUUUGAAAGGAAUCCACUACCGAAUAUUUGUAAGCAAAUCCCAGCACAAGAUACUGGCUAUUUAUCAAUAGCUAAAUAUCAAAGAGGAGAAAGAAUGGUGUCUCAGGAAAAAGAGUUUUCUAAGGAAUGCCCCCAAUCAAAGCCCACCAUUGUAAAGGAAGAGUCUGUUUCGAAGGAGGCCGUGGAUAUGAUUCCUGUGAAAUCAUUUUUAGAAGAUACUCCUAAAAACUAUCCUCUAUCAAAGCCUACAGUUGAGAAAAGUGACUAUGUUCCAAAUGAAGUCUCUGAUAAAAAGCAUGGGAAAUGGUUCCAAGAAAACUGUCCUAAGGAAUGUGCUCAGUUGAAGCUUCCCACUGAAGAGAAAGAUUCUUUUCCAAGAGAAGCGCCACCAGUUAAGCAAGCAAAAUCAUACUGUGCAGAUGAGCCUGCAUUUGUAAAGAAUUCUAGCAGAAUUAAAAGAUCUGCAAGACAAAAUGCAGACUCGUCGGUAAAAGUGACAUCAGCGGAAGAUCAAAAAUGCCUCAAUGACCAUGAGAAGAAUCAGAGAGUGGCUGUGUCCAAACGACCUCAACCAAAGGACAUUGAAUAUUUAUCCAUGGCUAAUGAUGAAAAUAGAGAAAAUUCUGCAGAAGGCCAAGAGGAAGAGUCUUCUGAACAACAACUUCAGUGGAAGUCCACACAGCCUACAACUGAAGAAGCUUCUUCUCCAAACAAAGUAUCAGCAACAAAUCCUGUGAAAUCCUUCUUUGCAGCAGAACCAACUACAAAUGUAUCAGAAGGAGAACGAGAAUGGUGUAGUAGCAGAAAUACGCAAAGACAGGGCACUGGCAAUUUAUUUUUGACUGAAGAUCAAAGGUAUGACAGCAGCAUCCAAGAUGAAGAGGAAGACUUUCCUGAAGGAUAUGUUCAACUGAAGCCUUUGGAUAAAGGGAAAACUCCUCUUCCGUGUGAAGCACCAGCAAAGAAAGAAGUGAAAACCUUUGGCAUAGAUGAGAAUUUGUCAUCAGAGGAAGAGCAAGAAUUGCUUGAUGAUAGUGAGGAGGAUCCUCAACCAAAGGACAUUGUGCAUUUACCCACGACUAAAGAUGAAAGAAGGGUAAAUGUCACAAGCAGGCAAGAGAAAGGCUUUCCCGCUGAAUAUCCUGAAUUAAAGGCUUCCAUUGAAAAGCAAGAUUUUGUACCAAUCGAAGACUCAGCAUUGAAUCAGGAAAAUUCAUUCUUGGCAGGACCACAAACUGAACAUCUGAGGUCAGAGGAGGAACAGACAGGAUGGUGUGGCAGUGACAAGAAGCAGAGGAAGCAGGCUAUAUUUGAGAGACUUCAAUUGAAGCGGAAUGCUCGAGUGUCAAUAGAUCCCCCCAAAAUUGUAAAAAAUACAAGAACUGCUGAAGACAGAGGAGCCACAACAGUCCAACUAAGGCCAGAGGAAGACCAGACAGGAUGGUAUGCCAUUGACAAGAAUCAGCAAAAGCCCAUCGCUGAGCGAUUUCAACCAAGGUGGAAUUCUCCAGUGUCUUUGAAUCCUGAAGAAAGAGGAGAAAACAUGGGAGUCGAUGAAGAGAAGGGAGCCACAACAGUACAACUAAGGCCAGAGGAGGACCAGACAGGACGGGUUGGCAGUGACAAGAUGCCGUGGAAGCCCCUCUUCGAGCGGUUUCAGAUUAAGUGGAGUGCCCGAGUGUCUGUGGGUCCCGAGAAGAGCAGAAGGCGCAGAAGAGCUGGUGAAUACAAAGUAGAACCUACUAUACAAGUUUCAUCAGAAGAACAUUCAAGAUGUCAUGGAAGUGUGAAGAAGCCACGGUUGCUUAUCCUGGAGAGACUUCAACGAAAGUGGAGUGUUCGCGUUUGUAUGGAGACAAAUCAGAGGGGAGGCAAGACAAAAACUGCUCAGAUGACAGACUCUUCUGAUGAAUAUCCAGAAUUGAAGACUACCACUGAGAAGCAGGAUUCUGUACCAAUUGAAGACCCAGUAAUGAAUCCUGAAAUGUCAUUAAUGGCAGAAGCCGACUUACAAGUGAAAUCAAAGGAAAAGAAACAAACUCAGGCCUAUGAAAAUAUUCAGUCAGUUGGCAUUGGCCAUUUGCCCAUGACUGUGCAUCAAAGAAGCAAAGCCAUUGCAAGUGGAGAAGAAGGAGAGUCAGACCUAAACAUGGCAUCAGGGGAUGAGCAAAGCAGGUGUCACAGUAGCGAGAGCAGUCAGUCGUUGGUUGAGGGAAAAAUGAAGAACCAUGAAAGCAAUGGAACAGACAGAACUGAAUAUCCCUAUGCUGCUGCUGUUGGUGGUGGUGCUGCUGCUGGUGUUGCUGGUGGUAGUGCUGCUACUGUUGGUGUUGUUGGUGGUGGUUCUGCUGCUGGUGCUGGUGAUGGUGGUGGUACUACGUCUGCCAUUGCUUCUGCAACCAAUGAACUGGUCCUACAGAGAAAAUCUGGUGAAAUUAAUAACCAGAAAUGUCUUAUUAAGGAGAAUGCAAAGCAUGAUCGGCCCCGAAAGAAAACAUCUAAGGAAAAACAUAAGGUAACAAAAGAAGUCAGAGCUAUGGGUGAUGUAACUCAGUUAUCAGAAUCAAUCUCAGAGGAUGAUUCUGGAUUUAAAAGACAGGAUUCACUUAACUCGUAUAACUCAUCAAUAGAUCUUAAAAAAGUUAAUGAACUACUUAGAAAAAGAAAUAAGAAAAUAGAAAAUGAGAAGAAUGCCCAAAAGAAGGAAAUGUCAGAAACAAGAGAGGAGAAAUCAAAGUUAGAGCAUGAAAAGGUGCAAGGGGAUGAAGAAUUCUGGAACCUGAGGUUCACUCUGAGAAAAGAACUCGAGGAGUCGAGGGAUAUUCAUUGUAUUUAUGAAAUUUUGAAGAAACAUUUAAGUGAAAAAGAAAAGCAGCACAGGGCGAGAGCUGCCGAGACUCAGUCCGCAAUGCGCCUGAGGACACGAGACCUGGAACUGAAGAAUGCGAGGGACACCCUGAAGGAGUUGCAAGAAGCACAAGAUCAACACAUUGGGGCUAUAAAAAUUGCCCAGAAGUUGAAAGAUGACUUACAAAGGGUCGAAUAUGAGAAUUCUGAGUUAAAAGUUAAAGUUAAAGAGCAAGCUAAGAAAAUCGAAAAGCUUAGCGGAUAUCUGCAAAACUCACGUGAAAGACCAGAGCGAAGCUCAAAGCCGACACAGGCAGGAGUUCGAGAAACUUUGGAGGCAUUGUGUAAGAACAUUUCUCCGAUGAGUCAGACGGGAGUCAGAAUCCAAAGUCUGCAGUCUGAACCCUCCCAAAGGAAAACCGUACAAGAUACAAAUCCAAGUGGCCUGAAAAGUUAUGAGCAACAGUGUAUAGAAGAAUUAAGGAUUAGCAAUGCAUUUUUAUAUGAACGAUACAAUCUCUACAGGAAUAGGAGGCUAGAGGAAUCCCGCACAAAAGUUCAAAUCACAGUGGAGCAGGGCACAACUCCUCUGAACACAUCAGAAACAAAGUUCGCUCUUGAAAGCCCUUGUGUGGCCUGCACUUGCCCCCACCGAUAUUUCUUCCCGCGUGAGGCUGUGGUUCUCCCAGGAAACCCAAGGUCUUCUAACUACUGCUCGCAAAGCUACCGGAGGACGAUGGAAGAUGAGGAAAAAUCAGUCAAAGAACUUACAGAAUUAAAACAGUCUUUAGAAUGUAAGCUGUAUCACCAGAAGAAGAAAAAUGAUGAAAUAGAAAAGGAGAUUAUUGGAAUUAAGAAAUUUUUGAAAACGACAAAAAUUGGGCGUAAAAUUGGAGAAUGUAGUUCUCAUGGCCAUUAA
Messenger RNA from Apodemus sylvaticus (European woodmouse), 5526 nucleotides. It is a transcript of the gene Potea, whose product is annotated as POTE ankyrin domain family member A. Bases 1 to 5526 code for a protein of 1841 amino acids. Lineage: Eukaryota; Metazoa; Chordata; Mammalia; Rodentia; Muridae. Gene Ontology annotation, molecular function: protein binding. The transcript is spliced from 66 exons. The record is from RefSeq and is a predicted model, not a curated record.